CAAAUAGAAACCAUGAGUUUGGUCCAAAAAAUAUGUGGUUCAGCAUCGAACCUCCUUUUUAAUCCAUCUAGACAGGUGUUCAAAAGUGCAUUUGGGGAAAAUGUUCUGAACAAAUUAACAUCCUGUGAGCAACAGCAAGUACGUACACGUUGGCCUGAUUGGAAGAUGAUAAGAGACAAUAAAAGACGAAAACUUGUUGUGGAAUACUAUCCAAGAAGAGUUCGUCUAAAUUGCAUCAGGAAAAAUACCAUAUUACCAACAGAAUUAAAGGAAAUAGCUGACAAGGAAAUGAAAGAUCUUCCAAAGAGGAGCGCCAAUACUAUGCUUACCAAUCGGUGUGCUGUCACAUCACGUGCAAGAGGGAGGGUAAAACGUUGGAAUGUCAGCAGACUUGUCUUCAGACAUUUAGCAGACUAUAAUUAUUUAUCAGGAGUUAUAAGAGCAAAAUGGUAGCAAAAAUAUAUCAUUAACUUAUAAUCAGACCAUGUAUAGUUAAUUUCCACAUUUGUUUAUGUAAUACUACAGUAGUUCAUUUAAGGGAUUACCUGAUUUAAAAUGGAUAUUUUUCAAACAUGAAAUACAAUACACAAAAUAUUAAUUCACUUGUGAGCAGUGUAUGUAUGAGAGCAUCCUCUGAUCACAGGGCUUCAAAAUCCAGAAUAUAUUCUUUCUUUUUACCCCCUGCGAUAAGCAGUUAGCAUUUCCCCAAUUAAGAACUCGCAAUCUGAUUAGCUGUCGCAACAGUGUGACAGAAAUCAUGUAUACAUCAUUGUGCAUUAUUAAAUCAGUGAUUCAGCAGGGGGAAGAAGGAGGUACGGAUUCUGGAUACCUGCUUAGGAGGAUGGUAUGAGAGGAGUCUUCAUGUGAUUCAAACUUCAAAAUCCCAAAUGAUGUAAUUCAUAUCAAAUAUACAGUUGAAGUAGAAUGUUGAUAUUAAAUUUAUUUAAUUAAUAUGCCAGGUUUUGUGGUUACUACAAAUACAAACUCCCAAAUAGUAAAUUAAUUGUGUUAUGUUCAAAAUCACAACUUGACAAAUUAAAUCAAAUAAAGAAAAAUUAUUAAAUCCCAAAUUCAUUUGGGACAGAGGCAUUUUAUUUGCAACAUUUGCUGUUUUGUGGAUAAAAAAAUUUAUUGCAAAUUAUAGCAAAAAUGCUCAUUCCUCAUGCAUUGACAUAGACUUUAA
Molecule: messenger RNA, 1183 nt
Organism: Owenia fusiformis
Lineage: Eukaryota; Metazoa; Annelida; Polychaeta; Sabellida; Oweniidae
Source: the annotation of a GenBank genome assembly